AUGGGAGUAAUAAAGGACCCACAGCAGAUCUACAUACCAGAGUAUCUCAAUGAAAAGUUUUUCUCUGAUACUCUGGAAGAGGGACUACGGGAAUCUAAGGUGACCUUGAAGGAGAUCAACUUUGAGUGGGGAUGUAAUCCAGGGGACAACUACUGCUCGACAAUCUAUCGUGUCCAGGUAUCGUUUUCAAAAUGGGUAGAUGGCAAGGAGUCGCCAGAGGAGGAGCAGCUAUCGCUGAUCGUGAAGACCAUUCCAAUCACAGAGGCCACGCAGUUCCUGGAGGACGUUAGUGCGUUUACCAAGGAGAAACAGACCUACACAGACGUCCUCCCACGGCUCGAAGUUCUGAGCCGCAACGACAAGUUCGGGGCAAAGUACUAUCAUUCAAUCAAAAGCCCUGUGCAAACUAUUGUCUUUAGUGACCUAAAAGUGGAGGGCUUCAAGGUAGCCUCUCGGGAAUCCGGUUUGAACUGGAAUCAUGCCUCCCUAAUUCUCCAACAACUGGGCAAGUUCCACGCUACCUCAAUGGUAUUGGCUGAAAAGGAUCCUGCCAUCUUGAAAAGAUAUACCCGCGGUAUGCUAAGCGAAGAUAUUCUGAUGAAGAGUGAUACCCUGGAACAAAUGUUUGGCGGCUUCCUCAAGGGUGUCAUCAAGAGUUCUGCAAGCUGGGCCGGCUUCGAGAAGAUUAGUGCGAACUUGCAGCGCCUUUUGGAUAACUUCCGUCAGGUGUUUGUGGCGGCAGUUAAGCCAAAGCCCGGAGAUCGCUAUGUUGUUCUGAACCAUGGUGAUAUGUGGACGAAUAACUUUAUGUACGCUUAUGAUGACCCUACCAAUCCGGAAGUUCCCACGCAGGCCAUCUUUGUUGACUUCCAACUGAGUUUCUACGGAAGUCCGGCAUGCGACUUGAAUUUCUUCCUCAACACAAGCCUAAAGUUUGAGCUUGUCCAGGUGCGGAGGGAAGAACUCAUCAAAGUGUAUUAUGCCGCUUUCAAGGACGCCUUGGAAUACGCCCGGUUCGAACACAUUCCCACCUACGAAGACCUGCAAUAUGAGCUUCGCAGUCGCGAAACAUGUGGAUUGUUUGGCUUGUUAGCGUUCCUGCCACUGAUCACUAUGCCCAAGGAACUGGCCCAGGACAAUAGUAUAGAAAAUAUGCAGGACGAAGAUUUUAAGCAGCGCAAGAUGGAUGCCAUAUUUGGCCAAAAGUUUCUCAGCGAUUAUCAGAAGUGGGCCCUGAAGCGUGCCGAUUCCCUUGGUGUCUUUGGUGAUUACUAG
Messenger RNA from Drosophila bipectinata, 1275 nucleotides. NCBI's taxonomy places the organism in Eukaryota, Metazoa, Arthropoda, Insecta, Diptera, Drosophilidae. The record is from RefSeq and is a predicted model, not a curated record.